UAUUACGUAUUCUGUCAACAACAUGGCGUUACUGUCAAAAGGGCAAAUUUAACGGGGACUGUUGCGUUUAUUUUCUUAGACUCUUUAGUUAUUAAUGGCCGUUUCGAGCCUGUUCGUUAAAAUGUUCAGUUUCACGAAAGUUAAACUAGCUGUAAUAGGGAUAGGACGGCAGUGCGUUUCUGUACGGGCUCUUAAUGAAGGACGAGCGGUGUGCAGAGGAUUCGCGUCCUCCUCGCGCGAUCAGGAAUCCAGUACAUCUGACAAUGAGCUCUAUGACAUUAUAAUAUCCGGCGGGGGAAUGGUGGGCACCGCGAUGGCAUGUUCGCUGGGACUUGAUCCAAAUUUGACAGGGAAGAAGAUUCUUUUGCUGGAAGCUGGUCACAAAAAAGAGAUGGACAGGGUACCAGAGACCUACAGUACAAGGGUCAGCUCCAUCAGCACAGGCUCAGCAACACUUCUUAGUGGUCUUGGUGCAUGGGACCAUAUUGUCAAUAUGAGGUGCAGGCCGUAUAAUAAAAUGCAGGUUUGGGAUGCUUGUUCAGAUGCCCUGAUUACAUUUGAUAAGGAGAAUCUGCAGGAUGAGAUGGCAUACAUCAUUGAGAACGACGUCAUUGUGGCCUCCCUCACUAAACAGCUGCAGACCCUCUCUGAGCACGUUGAAGUGCAGUACCGAACAAAAGUGGUGAGAUACACCUGGCCCAGGCCGUACCACAUCUCAGAGUCCAUCCCUUGGGUUCAAAUAACACUGGCUAAUGGAAAGACUCUCUACACCAAACUUUUAAUUGGUGCUGAUGGGCCGAACUCAAUGGUGCGGAUGGAGUCUGGCAUCCCCACUGUCAAAUGGAAUUAUGACCAAUCGGCUGUUGUUGCCGUUUUGCAUUUAUCUGAGCCCACAGAAAACAACGUGGCCUGGCAGAGGUUCCUCCCAACUGGACCCAUUGCAAUGCUUCCUUUGUCUGACACAGAGAGCUCACUGGUCUGGUCCACCAGUCAUGAGCAGGCUGAAGAACUUCUACAGCUGGAUGAGGAGAGCUUUGUGGAUGCCAUUAACUCUGCAUUUUGGAGUAAUGAGAACCAUUCUGAGCUGGUGGAGACUGCUGGCUCUUUGUUCCGGACUGCCCUGUCUAUCCUCAUGCCCGACAGUGGCUCCUCACGCCAGCUUCCACCUAGCGUGUCAGGAAUUGGCCCAAAAAGCCGGGUCAUGUUCCCACUGGGUAUGGGUCAUGCCACAGAGUACAUCCGCCACAGAGUUGCCCUCAUUGGAGAUGCUGCACACAGAGUCCAUCCGCUAGCAGGCCAAGGUGCCAAUCUAGGCUUUGGCGAUGUGGCGUGUCUCACACAAGUCCUUAGCCAAGCAGCAUUUAAUGGGAAAGACCUUGGAGCCAUGCAGCACCUGUUGGAGUACGAGACUGAGCGCCAACGACACAAUCUUCCAAUGAUGGCAGCCAUUGACCUCAUAAAGAGGCUCUACUCAACUAAAGUUGCACCUGUGGUUCUGCUUCGGACCCUCGGCCUUCAAGCUACCAAUGCACUAACACCUCUUAAAGUACACAUCUCUUCUCCCCUUCUGUUUUUUAGUUGCUACUCUUGCAGAAUUAGUUUAGUUGAUCCAUAGAAUUCCUUUUUCUUAUUAGUGGUGCUUGGUGUGUAACUUUUUUUUUAAAGCGAUCAACCUUAAAACACUUGCCUGGCACACGAUAAAUGGAUGUGAUACUUAAAUAGCACUUUUCUGAAAUUACUUUCAAAGCUUUUACUUGAACAGGGGACUCUUCUCAACCACCACCAUUGUGCAGCAUCCACCUGGAUGAUGCGAUGGCAGCUAUUGUGCACCAGUAUGCUCACCCCACACCAGCUAUUGGUGGAGAGGAGAGAGUACAGUGAUACAGCCAAUUCAUAAAACAGGCAGAAAAAAAGACUUGCAUUGAAGGAGGAAUCUGAGCCAUAUCUAUGAAGUAGAAUGAAUAUCAUAGACACUUAGUGGUGGGCUCUUUUGACAUGAGCCAGUAAGCAACCACUCGGUAUAACCUACCAACUGCAUAACAACUUUAUAAAAACACCCAGAACACCUUAACAAUCACAUAAUAUCUUCUUGGCAACCACCCUCAACACCUUAGCAUUGUGGUGGCCUUGUUUUGCAUGAGCAAGCACCACACACAUUUUCUUCAAAGAUUGUAAAAAAAAAAUGUUUAUUUGCCACUGAAAUUAUUGACUAUAUUUCCUUCCGUUGCAUCAUGUUCUUUUCCUCAACCCUAUGGCAGUCACCGUGUGUACUCUUUCCUCUCUCUUCUCUGUGUUCUACUUCCAGCUUCCCUUAGCCUUCUUUCAGCUCUCCAACUUUUGCUUUUUGCGACUUCUUCCUCUCUCUAACCCCAUCCCCCAUCUUGUCCUUUGAUUACAUGCCUUUCUACUCUCAUCCGUGCCUGUAAUUUACAUGGUCAGGAGCUACUACUAUGGCUAUGUUUAGUCCUAAAUUGACUUUGGUCUGUUACCGAAAAUGUGUGGGUGGGGUUGUAGGGCCGUGCAUGGUGGUGCUGGCUUGUGUUUUCACACUCCUUUUAUUACAGGCCACUCUUAUGAAAUGGCUUAAUUCCUUUACUAAGCCAUUCUAACUAGAGGGCCCAUAACAUGUCUUAAAGGAUUUUCACUGUCUUCAUAGCCUGUAGGCUAUGACAGUGCACUACUAUUUUUUUUUUCGUCCCCUUUUUCCCUCACCAAUUUGGAAUGCCCAAUUCCCAAUCCACUGUAAGUCCUGGUGGUCGCAUACUGACUCGCCUCAAUCCAGGUGGAGGAGGACGAAUCUCAGUUGCCUCCGCUUCUGAGACCAUCAACCCGCGCAUCUUAUCACGUGGCUUGUUGUGCAUGUUACCGCCAUCCACCGCAGCAUCCACGCAAAACUCACCACGCGCCCCACCAUGAGCGAACCAAAUUAUAAUGACCAUGUGAAGGUUACUCCAUGUGACUCUACCCUCCCUAGCAACCGGGCCAAUGUGGUUGCUUAGGAGACCUGGCUGUAGUCAUUCAGCAUGCCCUUGGAUUCAAACUCGCGAGGUGGUAGUCAGCGUCUUUACUCUCCGAACAAUCCAGGCCCCCUCAGUGCACUUCUUAUCCAAUUUUCUUGAGACCACUAACACUAAUCUCAAUUUUCGUGCCAAUGCAAAGCACGAUUGGCCAUGGGUGGGUGUAUUUGCGCUAUCUGUGGGUGUAUGCAUGCAAACUGUGGUUGUAUUGUAAGUUUAUGAAGUGGCGCAAUGUGCAAUUUGCUAUUUUCUUGAGAACAGGUCAUUGCGCUAAGACGUCUAAGAAGCAUGUCUAUUGUUGAUGCAAAAUCUAAACUCAAUUCCUGCAUUUACAGUUUGGGGAAUCCACCAGCAGAUGAAAUGAAAGAGAUAUCAAUCACUUUUAAAACUAACCAUGAUUUGUGUGUCAGAAUUUCAAAAUUAUUAAUAAUAAUAACAAUAAAUAUACGUUUGGCGUGGGGACGUGGUCAUGUGUCGGUCUGCGGGGGAGAGAGAGAGCGUUACCUGGUUUGUAAUUAACCCUAACACCUGUGUCUUGUUAUAGUGAUGCGGAGCAAGACAUAAAAGAAAUGCAGAGUGCCCUGAGAGAGAGAGAGAGAGAGAGAGAGAACCCUGAAAGCUGACAUUGUUGAUGCAUUACUCUGAAUUAUUGACGGUUACCGUCGUUUGUGUAAGAAUAAGAAUUAAGCUGAGCUCAAACCUGCUUUGCUGUCUCCUGACUCCUCCAUUGCUGAACGAAGUGUGUUACAGUGGUGCCGAAACCUGGCUCGGUCCAUUUCUGUGUUGACUACCGGAAAGUGAGCGUGGUGUCCAAAUUUGAUGCUUCUCAAAUGCCGCAAAUUGAUGAGUUACUCGAUCGGUUGGGCACGGCUCAAUUUUACUUGACGCUGGACUUAACAAAGGGGUAUUGGCAGAUCCCUUUAACUCCAAUGUCCCGAGAAAAAACUGUUUUUUCCACAACGUUUGGAUUACACCAGUUUGUGACACUUCCGUUCAGUUUGUUUGACGGCCACGUUUCAGCGGCUCAUGAACAAGACACAGGUGUUAAGGUUAAUUACAAACCGGAUGACAAGCCUUACCGCUCUCUCUCUCUCUCUCUCUCUCUCUCCCGCAGACCGACACAUGACCACGUCCCCAUGCCACAAUGUUAUUUCGUAUAGUGCCUUUCCAAAGCUCAAGGAUGCUGUAAAGAAAUUAAGCAUGAAACCUUAAACAGAAACAUAUAAUGAACAAUUGUAGUGAAGCAAAGUACGUUUCAAGCAUCCCGUAACAUCGUCAAGACGGGCAAUAGAGAACACUUUCAUCACUGUCCAGCACCAGGAGGAAACACAACAUCCUUUGUAGUAUUUCGUGGCUAAAUACCAUAGCACUGGAAUGAUGGCAGUCAAAAUGGUUCACACCAAGGACACCGUUAUUGUGCAAGAGAACGUAAGACCAAAAUGGUCCAUAAUUCUAGCAUUCUAAUGCAUUGUAUACAGUCCAUUUGCACUACCAAAUUCUUAUGAAUGUGCUGUCUUCAUUUAUAUAUAGAUUGCUUGACAGAGAACAGAGUAUAUAAUAGGUCACAGACAGAGCAAUAACCGGAGAAGAAAGGAUUGCACAUGAGCUUUCACUAACUCACUUAAGCCUAAACUUAGCACAUGGUUGCGGAAAAAUAUCAAAACAUCAUGGCCAUGCUCACUGACUUUGCCAGACUGAUCUCUUGAAAAUUGUUACAUAGCAACAUUUUUUAAACUCUUUUUCCAACACCUAAAAGUAACUGAUAUUGUCCUCCAUAACAAUUGAGAGGUAAACAAAACAGACAUCCUCACCCUGAACCAACACCUAAACAUAACCGAUAGUGUCCUAAAACAAAAUGCACAAUGAAAAGCUUAAUUUCUGACGCAACAACAUCCUUACAUGUCACUUCUAUUAAACUAUUAUCUCACGUGUCAGCUUGUGUGCUUGGCUGGGCUUGAACUGUGGUCUCCCGAGAUCCAAGUCCAACACUAUAAGGUGUGGGCUACCGCACAACCUAAUCACACUGGAAUAAGUGUAUAAAAGUAUGUGGGUCUGUAAUGUGGGUCUGUAAUGCAAGUGUUAAAAAGUAUUGUUUUUCAAAUGAUGCAUUAGAGCAAAAGUUAUUUUAUUUUAUAGCAUAGCAGUUUAUAUGUCAUAAACAGCCAUUGUACUCGUGAUUUGUUCCUGUAGCUCAACUGGUAGAGCGUGGUGCUAGCAAUACCAAGAUCAUGGGUUUGAUACCUAGGCAACACAUAAACUGAUAAAAUGUAUACGUUAAAUGCACUAUGUUGCUUUAGAUAAAAGCAUCUGCCAAAUGCAUAAAUGUAAAAUGGUAAUUAAUUGUGUGAAAGUGUAGCGCUUCUAGUGGUAAUUUUACCAGAAAACUCCAGCAAAACGUAGAAUGCGGCAUGUAAAACUCAGUUUGCAAAACUAGUAAUAGCAACAUUCAUUCUAUGAGACUAGGUUGGACUUAACAUGUAUGACGUUCACAUAGUGCUGUGCUUAAGGCAUAGCGCUCAUAAAAUAGAGCCCUAUGUGUUUCUAUUAUAGUGUGUUGCUCAAAUAAAAGGGAACAAAAAGGUGAACUGUUAUCACCCUUCAUGUACAAAGGUGGAAUUAUCUCUGUUUCAUUAAUUAAAGCUGCUUGAGAAAUAUCACUGCUUAUGAAUAUUGUUUACCAGCCACAAUCUCCUUUAGUAAUAUUUCACUUUGUAUCCACAGGAGCAGAUCAUGGCCUAUGCCAGCAAGUGAAGACUAGCUGCACACUGGAUGUUUGCAGGAUCUCUAAAAAAAAUAUGUAUUUAUUCAUGUAAUGUAAA
Molecule: messenger RNA, 5836 nt
Organism: Xyrauchen texanus (razorback sucker)
Lineage: Eukaryota; Metazoa; Chordata; Actinopteri; Cypriniformes; Catostomidae
Product: ubiquinone biosynthesis monooxygenase COQ6, mitochondrial
Exons: 11
Coding region: 95-1615 (506 amino acids)
Biological process (GO): ubiquinone biosynthetic process
Cellular component (GO): mitochondrion
Molecular function (GO): oxidoreductase activity, acting on paired donors, with incorporation or reduction of molecular oxygen, NAD(P)H as one donor, and incorporation of one atom of oxygen; 2-octaprenyl-6-methoxyphenol hydroxylase activity; FAD binding
Source: RefSeq, a predicted model, not a curated record